Molecule: messenger RNA, 3522 nt
Organism: Sycon ciliatum
Lineage: Eukaryota; Metazoa; Porifera; Calcarea; Leucosolenida; Sycettidae
Product: inverted formin-2-like
Exons: 19
Coding region: 286-3522 (1078 amino acids)
Biological process (GO): actin cytoskeleton organization
Molecular function (GO): small GTPase binding; actin binding
Source: RefSeq, a predicted model, not a curated record
CUGGGCUCUGGCUCAGUCAAAACAAGAUGUUCAGGACUGUUCUGUGACUAUUUGUAGAACUAGACACAGGCACAGCACACCCAAGACUGUGAGCCUCCCAGUGUGUACAUGUAGGUGCAGGGAGAAAGGAGGUUUCAAAGUUGGUGCGGGUAGCAUUCCGAAUUUGCAGCUCGGGAGGUGGAGUGUACAGAGUUAGUUUUCUUUCGUACAACCCUGGCCAAAUGAAACAAUUUCCAUGGUGUCAGGACUUGCAGGCCAUAGUUCACAACAUCUAGGUUGGUGAAAAUGUUCCAAGCUUGGAAUUACUUGAUCGGCAAGGAUGAGAGUCAGGAUGGAACUGCUAUCGGUGUCGCCUAUGACAAGGAUACAGCUGUUGCCUAUGGCAAGGAUACAGCUGUUUUGGAGAGUUCAGUUGAUGGUAGUGACAGUCCUGAUGUGCGACUUGAUGCCAACGCCAGUAAGGCAAAAGGAAGGUUUCACAUUGCAGCACUCAAGAGCAUGAGGACCGAGUCUGGCAUUAGGGAAAAGCGCAGUUCGUUAAGCAAUGCAAACCUCAUGGAAGCCGAUCCAGAGCUAUGCGUCAGCUUGUUUCGCCGCUCCACCAGCUUCACAGCACUGCACAAGCGCUUGAUGAAUGCGAGCCCCGAGUGGAUUGUCAGCUUUCUGGAGAGCGAAGGCUUGGAGGCUAUCUUCGACGCCUUGGAGGCCAUCUUUCCUAAGCAUGGCACCAGCAUCUAUCUGGCAGUCAAGCAAAUGGAAUGUGUGCAGUGUGUGAAGGAUGUCUUGAAUUGCCGUGCUGGACUCGAGUUCCUGAUCAGGAACUCCAGACAGUACUGCGGGCAGUUGGCCAAAGCACUGAACACACAGAAUGUUCUUGUGAAAAAGCAAGUCCUGGAGCUGCUGGCGUGUUUAUGUGUUUACAGCAUCGACGGUUAUGAUAUUGCUCUGGACACGCUAGAAGCCCAUCAGGCACUUGUUGGCAAUCGCAAUCGCUUUGAGUCGCUCAUCACUGAGCUGGAGCAUAGCGAGAUUGAACCCUACACCGCUGUUGUUGUGCUACUUGUCAAUUGCAUCAUCAACACCGAAGAUGAACUAGAGGAUCGUCUCGAGCUCCGCGAUGAGUUUAUAGGACUGGGACUCUUGAAAGUGCUGCAGCCAUUGAGAUUCUCAGCCGACGAGGAAAUCCUGACGCAACUGGACAUUUUUGAGAAGGAGCGCGCAGAAGACCACGACCGUCUCGUCACACCGGAGGGCAUUGACUUAUCAAAUCCUACACAUGUGUUUCGAUUCGUCAAGAACCAGGUGAAUGCUACAGCGCAGGAGAGCUACUUCCUUAGUAUGCUCCAGCAGUUACUGGUGCUAGGGGACCAACGCAAUGCAGAAGACAGCAAGGAACUAAGCAGUGCCGAGGAACAGUUCCUGAACGCCAAGUGGGAGAUUGCCAGCCGUAUGCUGCAGCGCAUUGUGCAAGCGCAGAGUGUUGCCGACCUGGACGAUUCUUGUCGUUUGACCGUCGGUCAGAUGAAAGAUGCCAUUGAAAAUGUGAUGAAGCAUGUGAAGGAAGGAGAGAAGGCAGACUCAGCUGCUUCUAAGGGACAGCCUGCAGCAAAGGGAAGUCCGAAGACAAUUGGCCGAAGGCUGCAGAAGCGCAUGUCAACAAGAAGAGCCAUGCGAUCAAUGGAAAGGAGCGCAUCUGUCAUGCUUUCCACGGAUGAGGAGAGCGAUGAAGAAUUUGAGGAUGCAAUGGAUGAUAUAUCCAAUGUCACUGUGAGCAUUCCAUCCACCAAACCAUCGUCCUCUUCUUCAGUCAUUGAAGCUGAUAAUGAUGAGUCCAAAGUGGAACAAAUCAUUGGAAGUGUAUUGGCCAGUGACACUGCAGACCAUGCUGUCACCAUUGAUCAGACAGUGGAAGCAAAGGCCGAUGAUGCCGGCGAGGAAAGUUCGGUGAAGCCAUCAGAGGAGGUAGCAGAGCAGAGUGAGUGCACGGCCCAGUCCAGUCCUCCAGAGAGUGAGCCUCCGCCUACCCCCGGUGCUGCUCUACUUGAGAAGUCUGAAGAGGCAACAAACACGUCAUCACCGCCACUGAUCAAUGUCGAGGUCACAAUGGGUACUGAUCAAGAAAGUGAAGUGAAGGCUGACCAUGCAUCCUUGUUACCAAAUGAGGUUCAGUCUCCACAGCCACCAGCUGCAUCACCGCCUCCUCCAUGUACUGCUUCUGAUAAAGUCACACCACCGCCUGCGCCUCCCAUGCCCGGAAUGGGUGGUCCACCUCCGCCCCCACCCAUGCCCGGAAUGGGCGGUCCACCUCCGCCCCCACCCAUGCCCGGAAUGGGUGGUCCACCUCCGCCCCCACCCAUGCCCGGAAUGGGUGGUCCACCUCCGCCUCCACCCAUGUCCGGAAUGGGCGGGCCACCCCCGCCCCCACCCAUGCCCGGAAUGGGUGGUCCACCUCCGCCCCCACCCAUGCCCGGAAUGGGUGGCCCACCUCCGCCCCCACCCAUGGCUGGUAUUGGGGGUCCACCUGGGCCACCCCCUCCACCAGGUGCUGGUGGUCCUCCACCACCAGGCUUCUCGAUGGCUGCGUUUGGUAUGAUGGCUAACGUUGUGACGACUCCCGCAGGCCGGAAACCAGCCACUAAGCUGAAGAAGCUCAACUGGAGCAAAUUGUCUGCAAACAAGACUCACCAGCCACAAGCUGAAACAAUUUGGAAGAAGAAAAUUGACUUAGUAGACCUGAAGGAUGACCACUACAAGGCGAUUGAAGUUCUUUUCUCGGCAAAGCCGCCAGCAGCUAGCGGUGGAGCACAGAAAAAGACUGAGGAAAAGAAACCGAAAACGGUGUCUCUGGUGGACGGAAAGACGGCUCUGCAAGUUGGAAUUUUUGCACGCCAGUUCAAAAGUCCAAUGCCAGAAGUCAUCAGCUGGAUUGAGCUGUUGAAGGUAGACAAACUGGAGGUGGAUCAGCUGAAAGGAUUGGAGAGAGUUUUGCCUGAUGAGUCUACGCUUGAUUCAAUCCGUACGUAUCCCGGAGAUCAGACCAAGCUGGGGGAAGCUGAACACCUCUUCUUAGCCAUGGACAAGGUUCAAAGCAUCGGCCUUCGAGUUGAGAUCAUGAUUCUGCAACAUGAGUUCAAGGAGGGAAUCGACUUCUUGAAGCCAGAAAUACACACUCUCCUCACCUCUAUGAAAGAGCUGCUGGCAUCAGAGUGCUUGCAGAAGCUGUUUCAUUUGCUGUUACUGCUUGGUAACUUCCUCAACCAUGGUACAUUCUCUGCUAACGCUAGUGGAUUCAAGACUGAGAGUGUUUUGAAGUUUGAUGACACACGUUCCAACAAGCCACGUGUCACGUUUGUCCACUUUCUUGCCGAGCAUGCUGAGGAAAACUGCAAGGAACUGCUGCAGGUGUUCGAUGAAGUUCCAAGCCUGGCCAAGGCAUCCAAAUUGUCAUUUGACCACUUGAAUGGGAAAGUUAAGCAGUUGGAAAGCAAAAUCAAGAAGCUGGGCAAGACGCUGGAGAAUUGA